Molecule: messenger RNA, 1218 nt
Organism: Procambarus clarkii (red swamp crayfish)
Lineage: Eukaryota; Metazoa; Arthropoda; Malacostraca; Decapoda; Cambaridae
Source: RefSeq, a predicted model, not a curated record
AGUGCUCAGUCUCGCACCUGCACACCACAAGAGUGCUCAGUCUCGCACCUGCACAGCACAAGAGUGCUCAGUCUCGCACCUGCACACCACAAGAGAGUGCUCAGUCUCGCACCUGCACACCACAAGAGAGUGCUCAGUCUCGCACCUGCACACCACAAGAGUGCUCAGUCUCGCACCUGCAAACCACAAGAGAGUGCUCAGUCUCGCACCUGCACAGCACAAGAGAGUGCUCAGUCUCGCACCUGCACAGCACAAGAGUGCUCAGUCUCGUACCUGCACACCACAAGAGUGCUCAGUCUCGCACCUGCACAGCACAAGAGAGUGCUCAGUCUCGCACCUGCACAGCACAAGAGUGCUCAGUCUCGCACCUGCACACCACAAGAGUGCUCAGUCUCGCACCUGCACACCACAAGAGAGUGCUCAGUCUCGCACCUGCACACCACAAGAGUGCUCAGUCUCGCACCUGCAAACCACAAGAGAGUGCUCAGUCUCGCACCUGCACAGCACAAGAGAGUGCUCAGUCUCGCACCUGCACACCACAAGAGUGCUCAGUCUCGCACCUGCACACCACAAGAGAGUGCUCAGUCUCGCACCUGCACACCACAAGAGAGUGCUCAGUCUCGCACCUGCACACCACAAGAGAGUGCUCAGUCUCGCACCUGCACACCACAAGAGAGUGCUCAGUCUCGCACCUGCACAGCACAAGAGAGUGCUCAGUCUCGCACCUGCACACCACAAGAGAGUGCUCAGUCUCGCACCUGCACACCACAAGAGAGUGCUCAGUCUCGCACCUGCACAGCACAAGAGAGUGCUCAGUCUCGCACCUGCACACCACAAGAGAGUGCUCAGUCUCGCACCUGCACACCACAAGAGAGUGCUCAGUCUCGCACCUGCACAGCACAAGAGAGUGCUCAGUCUCGCACCUGCACACCACAAGAGAGUGCUCAGUCUCGCACCUGCACAGCACAAGAGAGUGCUCAAUCUCGCACCUGCACACCACAAGAGAGUGCUCAGUCUCGCACCUGCACACCACAAAAGAGUGCUCAGUCUCGCACCUGCACACCACAAGAGAGUGCUCAGUCUCGCACCUGCACACCACAAGAGAGUGCUCAGUCUCGCACCUGCACAGCACAAGAGAGUGCUCAGUCUCGCGCCUGUGCUCUUCAUGCACCUCAUUUGGACGCAGUCGACCGAAGCGUCCAAAUUGAUGCGCUUUAG